AUAUAAAAAAGUGAAUGUUUUCUCCUUUCCUCAUUCUAAGUCUCAAAAUGAAAAACAAAUCCUUGAGAUGCACAAUGAAAUACGGAGAUCUGUAAUUCCCACAGCCAGGAACAUGCUGAAGAUGGUGUGGAGUGAUAAAGCUGCCAAAAAUGCUCAGAAAUGGGCAAGUCAGUGUGGCAUGAAAAUCAGUCCAAGAGACAAGAGAGUUAUUAAUGGUGUCACCUGUGGUGAGAAUGUGUUGCUGUCAUCCUACCCAAGAACAUGGGCUGAUGCAAUUCAAGUGUGGUACAGUCAGUCCUCCAAUUUCAAGUAUGGAUAUGGAGCAAGCUCGAAAAAUGUCAAUGUUGAGAGCUACACUCAGCUAAUCUGGUACAACAGUUACAAGGUGGGAUGUGGAGUUUCCUACUGUCCCACAGGCUUGUACAAGUACUUUUAUGUUUGCCAGUACUGCCCUGCAGGAAAUAACCCGAUGCAAAUAGCUAUGCCAUACAGAAGUGGACCAAAAUGUGCUGACUGUCCUGGCCACUGUGACAGAGGACUUUGCACCAACCCUUGCAAGUAUCAAGAUCUACUUGGAAACUGCAAAAAUCUGAAAAUGUUGUUUGGCUGUAGUCACUCCCUGGUGAAGAAGAAGUGUCCUGCAAGCUGCAAAUGCACCACUCAAAUCAUCUAAAUUCCUGCUGGGUGUGAUUACAGCUGUUGUGAGACCAUCAGGAAGGAGCAGAACCCACUGGAAAGUGUAUUCACUCUCAAUGCACCUGCCCACUUUGACCUAUAGGUAACAAUUUUAUAUGAAACCUGACCAUUACUUCAGACUUAAAUUAGACUAGUAGCUCAAAAUAACCUCUGAUGUUAUUUUAGGUUUUGUAGAAAUCAUGGUUAAGCUACUAAUGUGUUACUUUGUGUCUUUCCUUGCAGUGGAUUUGCCACUGAUUUGUUUCUUUUUAAUUGGAAACCCACUUUUAAAACACUUUAGGGUUUUCUGCUUAAUUUGUUGAGUGACACUUUAUUUUCUCCUGUUAACUUUUUGUUGAUUGUCAAUGGAAUGCCUUCCUGCUAAAUAAAUGAUUUACCACCAGUUCACAA
Molecule: messenger RNA, 1086 nt
Organism: Parus major (Great Tit)
Lineage: Eukaryota; Metazoa; Chordata; Aves; Passeriformes; Paridae
Gene: CRISP2
Product: cysteine rich secretory protein 2
Exons: 6
Coding region: 68-673 (201 amino acids)
Cellular component (GO): extracellular region
Source: RefSeq, a predicted model, not a curated record